Molecule: messenger RNA, 870 nt
Organism: Pongo pygmaeus (Bornean orangutan)
Lineage: Eukaryota; Metazoa; Chordata; Mammalia; Primates; Hominidae
Gene: SSBP1
Product: single stranded DNA binding protein 1
Exons: 7
Coding region: 317-763 (148 amino acids)
Biological process (GO): mitochondrial DNA replication; positive regulation of helicase activity
Cellular component (GO): mitochondrial nucleoid
Molecular function (GO): single-stranded DNA binding
Source: RefSeq, a predicted model, not a curated record
UUGCGUUCCCUGUGCGUAGGAAGCGAUCCCCUGCGUGACUGGGUUGCUCGGGUUAGAGCGUCAGGUGAGGGAGAAAGAGAUAGCCAGCGCGAAGGAAGUGCUAGAGUCGUGUGUUUUGGCUGCGCGUGAUCCUGCGUGGGUCGGGAGGUGUUUCUGUGUAGGUGUCUGGCCCUUUCAUCAGUCGUGCGGAGUACCGCGUGAUUUCCUUCCAGUUCUCGGUUUUCGGGUGGUGGCGCCAUCUUCGGUAAAGGGUGCCCACCUCUCCCUAAGGAAGAGCCUAAAGAUUAGACUGUAAGAAAAGAAAAUAGAAGCAGCCAUGUUUCGAAGACCUGUAUUACAGGUACUUCGUCAGUUUGUAAGACAUGAGUCCGAAACAGCUAGCAGUUUGGUUCUUGAAAGAUCCCUGAAUCGUGUGCAUUUACUUGGGCGAGUGGGUCAGGACCCUGUCUUGAGACAGGUGGAAGGAAAAAAUCCAGUCACAAUAUUUUCCCUAGCAACUAACGAGAUGUGGCGAUCAGGGGACAGUGAAGUUUACCAAUUGGGUGAUAUCAGUCAAAAGACAACAUGGCACAGAAUAUCAGUAUUCCGGCCAGGCCUCAGAGACGUGGCAUAUCAGUAUGUGAAAAAGGGGUCUCGAAUUUAUUUGGAAGGGAAAAUAGACUAUGGUGAAUACAUGGAUAAAAAUAAUGUGAGGCGACAAGCAACAACAAUCAUAGCUGAUAAUAUUAUAUUUCUGAGUGACCAGACGAAAGAGAAGGAGUAGAAAGGAUGAUUCUUCUUUGGCCAUCAUUUGGUACAGUCUCAUUUCCAAGUCAUGUAUAAUCUUUAUCGCUCCCAAGAAGAAGAAUUAAAAUACUCCUUUACAUAAAA